AUGGCUUCCCUCAGAGCGGCACGUUGCGCUUUCGCACCCGGCUUGCGCCAACCUCUGGGCUUCUCAGCAGCAAGCUCGCUCUCACGCUCUGCCUCUCUCCGCCCUACUCUGAGCUCGAUGGCGCCGGUGGUGUCCCAGAGGCCGAGAGGUGUUAGAAAUCUAGCAAUGGGCGCCUACGUCGAGAGCAGCAUCCACGCGACCGGAAAUGCUCUCAUCUGGCUAAACUCCCUCCACCCUACUGGACAUUGGGGCACCACAAUCAUUUUCGCAGCCUUUGCCGUCGCCAUUGUCAGAACACCACUUCAGAUGAUCGCCAAGCAUAUCCUCAACAAACAGACCGAAAUCACACCCAUGCUCAACGCCUGGAGGUUUCAAAUUCGCUCCAGCAAUCGCUUGAAGGAAACUCUGCAAAUGGCCCGGACUCGGAAAAGAAUCCUCAAGGAUCGGGGAUACCAGGACUGGAAGGCCUGGGCCCCGGUGCUUGGAAUACCCUUCUGGUUCCUCAUGUCUGAAACCCUGAGGCGGCUCUGUGGUGCCCAUGGCGGCUGGCUGUCCUUGCUGUCGCCCAACCGCCAGAAGACCACCGUGCCCGCCACGGAUGCAGCUGCUUCUGUCUCGGAGCAGGCGUCAGCAGCUCUGUCGUCGCCUGCCGAAGCUGUUUCAAACGGCCUCCAGUCUCUCAGCUCGACCGUGGAGGCCGGUAUGGCAAAUGGCGGCAUGCUAUGGUUCACCGAUCUCACGGUGGCCGAUACCACAAUGCUCCUACCUGGGAUGCUGAUGUUGACCAUGGGCUAUACUGUUUUCCCGAAACAAGAGGAAAUGAGAAAGCUUGUUUUCGAUUUCGGAGACUUCCAGGCAUACAUGACUUCCGGCCUGAAAUGGAGAAUUCGCCUUCAAAGGGCUCUCCUCGUGUCGGCGCUAAUUGUGCCCACACUCUGUAGCAACUUGCCCGCAGGCUUGUUUGUUUACUGGAUCUCGUCCAUGGUCUUCGGUCAGGUCUCCUCCAGAGUGGUAGACAGAGUGCUUCCUAGGCCUGACACCAUCAAACCCUGCGGGAAAACAGAGCGCUUCCUCAUAGAGUCAAAACAAACCAAGUAUAGACGUGCACACGAACGUGGACGGGGCACAAAAUAG
This is a messenger RNA of Colletotrichum higginsianum IMI 349063, 1134 nucleotides long. RefSeq names its product Inner membrane protein COX18. NCBI's taxonomy places the organism in Eukaryota, Fungi, Ascomycota, Sordariomycetes, Glomerellales, Glomerellaceae. Gene Ontology annotation, cellular component: mitochondrial inner membrane. The record is from RefSeq and is a predicted model, not a curated record. Gene Ontology annotation, molecular function: membrane insertase activity. The coding region runs from base 1 to 1134 and encodes 377 amino acids. The transcript has a single exon. Gene Ontology annotation, biological process: protein insertion into mitochondrial inner membrane from matrix; mitochondrial respiratory chain complex IV assembly.